GCUUAAGUAAGGCAAGGUUGUAGAAUAUAAUCAGAAUCUACUAUGGAAAAAGGUAAAGACAUGGCGAGAGACGAGCAAGAUCAGACAACGGCAAUAGAGCCACUUAGCCCGGUUUCACGGUUGUUUGUUUCUCCGAGUCUCUAUUGCUUCAUCAUCUUCACUUUAGGGUUUCAAACUCGAUGCAACCCUUCCACCAUUCUUGAAGGUGUCAAGAACACUUGGAUCAAGCUCCCUCGCUUCUCUAGCAAAGUGGAGAUGAAGAAAAAUGGAAAAGCGUUUUGGAUUCCUGUUAGUGUUCGAGUAGAAGAUCAUGUUAUUGUACCGGAUCUUGAUUAUUCAAACAUUGAAAAUCCUGAUCAAUUUAUAGAGGACUAUACUUCGAACAUAGCUAAUAUUCCAAUGGACAUGUCCAAACCUUUGUGGGAACUUCAUUUACUUAAUAUAAAGACGUCAAAUGCAGAAUCUUUGGCUAUAGGCAAAUUCCAUCAUUCACUUGGCGAUGGGAUGUCUCUUAUGUCUCUUCUAUUAGCUAGUUCACGAAAAACAUCAGAUCCUGAGGCUCUUCCUACUACCGCAGCUACAAAAAGAAAUGUCGGUUCCAACAAUAAGCAUCGGUGGUUGGUUGGAAGGCUUUGGUUCAUGUUAAGAGUCAUUUUCACAACUGUUAUUGAAAUGUUCAAAUAUUUGCUUACACUAUGUUUUAUGCGGGACACUAAAACUCCUCUCAUGGGUAAAACUGGAGAUAGAGUUGGAUCUAAAAAGAUUAUCCAUAGGAUAAUAAGCUUUGAUGAUGUCAAAUUGGUGAAGAAUACUAUGGAAAUGAAAGUAAAUGAUGUUCUUCUUGGAAUCACACAAGCAGGUCUCUCAAGAUAUUUGAAGAGAAAAUCUGAUAUGGUGGUCGAGAAGACACAAAUCUUAGAAAAAAUCCGUCUUCGUAGUACAGUAUUUAUAAAUUUAAGACCAGACACAAAAAUCGAGGAACUUGCUAAUAUGAUGGAAAAAGAUUCAAAGUGUAGAUGGGGAAAUUUCGUGGGCUUUGUUAUGUUUCCGUUGUGGAUAAGAUCCGAAGAUGAUUCGUUGGAAUACGUCCGAAGAGCCAAAUCUAUUAUGGAUAUUAAAAAACUCUCCAUGGAAUCACUUCUUUGCUAUGGACUCAUCAAAUUUACCAUGAGAAUAUUUGGAGAACAGGCAACAGAAUCUCUUAUUAAGAGGAUAUUUAAUCAUACAACAUUGACAUUUUCUAAUGUGUUGGGGCCAGACGAAGAAAUAAGUUUUUUUGAUCAUCCCAUGUCUUAUAUCGCUGCAAGCGCAUUAGGUGGACCACAAGCUCUUAUUAUUCAUUAUGUAAGCUACGUAAACAAGAUUGUCAUCAAUCUAGCCGUAGACACAACGGUUAUUCCAGACCCUCAUCUACUAUGUGAUGAUUUGGUAGAAUCUCUCUAUAUCAUCAAACUUGCUGCCAUGAAGAAAGGUAUCCAUAAAAUGGAGGUUUGAGAUUUGUAUCACCAAAAAUAUAAAAUGAAGUUGUAUAGGUAUGUUUAAAAGUGAAGUUGUAUUUUCGAAAGAUAAAGUGUUG
Messenger RNA from Capsella rubella, 1576 nucleotides. RefSeq names its product O-acyltransferase WSD1. Gene Ontology annotation, biological process: triglyceride biosynthetic process. Lineage: Eukaryota; Viridiplantae; Streptophyta; Magnoliopsida; Brassicales; Brassicaceae. Gene Ontology annotation, molecular function: long-chain-alcohol O-fatty-acyltransferase activity; diacylglycerol O-acyltransferase activity. The coding region runs from base 43 to 1494 and encodes 483 amino acids. The record is from RefSeq and is a predicted model, not a curated record. The transcript has 7 exons. Gene Ontology annotation, cellular component: plasma membrane.